Molecule: messenger RNA, 6527 nt
Organism: Girardinichthys multiradiatus
Lineage: Eukaryota; Metazoa; Chordata; Actinopteri; Cyprinodontiformes; Goodeidae
Product: neutral cholesterol ester hydrolase 1-like
Exons: 5
Coding region: 291-1511 (406 amino acids)
Cellular component (GO): membrane
Molecular function (GO): carboxylic ester hydrolase activity
Source: RefSeq, a predicted model, not a curated record
AUCAUAAGAACUACAACUCCCAUGAGCAAAAUCCUUACGCAAGGCUUGAAUAACUUCCGGCAUGAGCUUUUCAAAUUAAGAGUCAAAGUGGCUUCCACUGUUGUAAAAAAUGUCAAUCACAGCGUUAUUUUGUGCUUUUAUUUUAAAAUCGGGGUCAUUCCUCCGUGUUUCGUUGAUCCCUGAAGGAGUUCUCCCCUGCCCUGCUCCCUCCUCCCGGACCGUUGGCGACCUGACAGUAGGCAGUGCCGUAUGAUCCUCCCGAGCAGGUUCAUUCCUCAUCCUUCCCCGUGAUGAGGCUCCGUUUGGCCGGGGCCGUGCUGCUGGCGGCGGCCGCCUACUACGUGUACCUGCCGCUGCCGAGCGGCGUGAGCGAGCCGUGGAAGUUGAUGCUCCUGGACGCGCUCUUCCGGAGCUUCAUGCAGGCGAGUGACGCGGCUCACACCCUGGGUGUGUGCCACCGUGUUCACCUGCUGAACCGGGUGGUGUCCUGGGUGGAGGUGAUAGAGGCUCGCUCUUGUUCAGCCGUGAACGUGACUGACUCCACACUGGGAGGCAUCCCCACCCGAGUGUUUCAGCCGAAGGGGGAAAGCAGGCUGAGAAGAGGAGUCAUCUAUUUCCACGGAGGAGGCUGGGCGCUUGCCAGCGGAAGGAUGCGCUCCUAUGACCUUCUUUGUCGGAAAAUGGCGGCGGAUCUGGACGCUGUCGUCAUGUCUGUCGAUUACCGCCUUGCUCCCGAGGCCGUGUUCCCGGAUCAGUACUAUGAUGCUUUGGUGGCAUCGCGGGUCUUCCUGUCUGAUGAGCUUAUGCAGCAGUACGGCAUCGAUCCGAAAAGAGUUUGUGUGUCUGGAGACAGCGCUGGAGGAAACCUGGCUGCUGCUGUGGCACAGGAGCUAAGCUCGGACAUCUCUCUGAAAGUAAAGUUCAAAGCCCAGGCGUUGAUCUACCCUGUGCUGCAGGCUCUCGACUUCCACACCCCGUCAUAUCAGCAGAACCAGGCCGUGCCUAUCCUCUACAGGCCUUAUAUGGCUCGUUUUUGGCUUCAGUACCUGGGUGCUGACUCAGCCCUUGAACCCCUCCUGCUGGUUAACAAUCAUAGCUCUCUGGACCAGCCAGCCAUCAGCGCCGCGACCCGCUCCAAACUGAACUGGACCGCUUUGCUGCCAGCCGAGCGCAAGAAGAACUUUAAGCCGGUUGUUAAAAAAAAGGGAUCACCAGGCGUGGUGGACAAGGUGCCAGGGCUCAUAGAUGUGAGGGCGGCACCAUUGCUGGCAGAGCAGGGGGUUCUGGGUAAAACGCCCAAAGCGUAUGUGAUGACGUGUGAGUUUGACGUGCUGAGGGAUGACGGGUUGAUGUAUGGCAGACGCCUACGAGACGCUGGCGUUGAGGUGACUAGUGACCAUUAUGAGGACGGUUUCCAUGGCUGCAUGGUGUUUGCAAACCUGCCAAUGAUGUCGAGUGUUGGACAGCGAAGCAUGAGGAACUACAUCCACUGGCUGGACCAGAACCUAUAAGCAAAGAAGCUGCUCCACAAAUCUGGUUUGCUCUUUCUUGAAUUUUAGAUUGGUUUAAUAAAGCCCAUGACCCAUAAAGGAGCAGAACAUCACAGCUUUAAACAGACGUGAUAAGUUGAUGUACUGCUUUAGAGAUACUUUAAAACAAUUCACUGGAUCUUAAUAUUUUAUUGAAAACAGAGGAGAAACCAAAACAAGAUAUUUAUAUGACCAAAAUAUUAUUACAUAGCAACAUUUUGAGGUAAGCAAUAAAUAUUUAUGGCCUUUUUAUUUAUUCUGAAAUUUAUAAAAAAAACUUUUUAGAUGUAAAUUAAAUUUACACUGGAUUUAAAAAAAGUUAACUCACUUAUACAUAGUAAAAAGAAAGUCAUUAACUGGACAGAAAAUACCUAAUGAAGCAGUGUUUUACUUUAUUGUCUGCACAAUUUAAAAAUGUAUACAUUCGUAAAUGCAUAUUCUUGUGCAUUUUAGUUAAUUUAAUGUUUAAUUAGUUCAUUUAUCUGCAUAUUUUAUGAUUUAUUUGUGUGUUUUAAUUAACUGGUUUUUGGUUGCAUUAGUUUACUUAAAAUUCAACCCAGCAGGGUGUUGUAUAGGCCACAAAGCAACAGUUUGCGAGACCUGAUCUAAUGGUGAUGUCCAAAAGUUCAAAGUACUUAUUGCCUUUUAUUAUAUUCAUGAGCAUAUGAGCAGCCUGGCCUCUUUCCCAGUAGGAGCACACCUUUAGCUUAAAAUUUUCAAACCAGUGGUAAAGAAAGCAUUUGUACAUAUGUUUGUUAUAUAAAAGGCGAUCAUUUCCGAAAUCUAAAGGACAAGGGCUUUCUGUAUCUUCCUGCAAACACUGAUGUGAUUUCUGGUCAUGCUGAAGUGCUUUACCACUGCUAGCUACUAAGCCUGCUUUAAAAGACUUCUAACUUGAUGGGAAUCCUAAUUACUUGUGUAAUUUACUGAUUUUGAUCAGUGUGGCAUUUUUCAAAUAUAAUGAUUUACAGGUAUAUUUACCACAUUAUAAAGAUGAAAUGUCUAAUGUAAUACUUAAAACAUUACGUGUUUUCUCUCUUUUUAUUUUCAGCCUGUAGUGAAAACAUUUAACUAGUUUGAUUCUUACCAAUGAAAUGCAGAGAUUUAUUCAGCUAUGUGUACCCAGCUCUUAGCCUGCUAAAAACCACCUGUUGUGUCCUACCCACAGCCUUAUCUUUAAUCACAACAACAUCUUCUUGAACCCUGAUUCAAUGCCUGCCCUUAUGCUGCGUUCCAUUAACCUCAGAAAUCAGAACUGGGAAGUCUGAGUUUACGUCAUCUCCGAGUUGUAGUUUUUGUCUGUAUUGCUAGCAAAUGUAAUUGCGGGCUUACAACAAUAACACUGUUCGACACGGUAUUACAUGCACAUAAACAGCAUUGAAACAUCUCGUCUUAUGAACACUGAAAAGUAGUACAUGUGUGACUGACUAAAUGUUGCAUACGUAAUAAAGAACUACAAAAAACUAUCAAAGUAAGAACGUUUUACUACUAUCGAUGGGAGUAGCAGCCAUCUUGAAUGCGGAAGUAGGUUAUGGUCAUGUUGCCCUGACUUUCUAACUGAUAAUUCUGACCUUCGGGGUCAUUCCAGUUGAACUUUCCUACUUGGAAGUCUGACAUUCCGGCUUAUGGAAUUAUCUGUGCUCCAGUAAUGUUGCCAGAUCUUAACUACCUCCUUCUUAAUACGACCCUUCAAUUCCCCUCUUGCCAAAAAGAUAUUGAAGUGCGCCUCAUCCUUCUGUUCUGCCUCCUUUGUUAUUCUAUGUGCUCUUUCAAACCCUACUCUACCUAAGUGAGCAGGUACCCAUAAAACCCAACUUUUUCCCCAUUGCUCACCAACCAAAAGUUAACCUGGCACAUUUCAUGCAAUAGGUUUUUAUGAUGUCUUGCAACCCCGGAUUCAACAGAUCCACAACAGAACUAGAACCAUUGCAUAUCAAGAUGUUAUUUGCAUUACUCUCGAAAGCCCAUCCUUUUGCAAUCAACAGUGCUGCAAGCUCUACUGCAUAUACACUUAACACAUCUGUAGUUCUCCAAUAUGCCACUUGAAAAACUGGGAUUGCUAUUGCAACCCUAGUUUUCCCAGUCAAGAUAUUUUGAACCAUCUGUAUAUAUUUGUUAAUAACAUUGUAAUUCCUAUCUAUAUGACUGUAAUAGGCUUAAGCUAAAUUAACACCUUUAUCCUUUGCUUUAUUAUGCAGCAACGUCAGAUCUGCAAGAGUUCCAUGUAUUUUCCAAAUUGGAACAUGUUUCCAGAAUACAUUUGGACACAUGUCAAGUCUGUUUGCUGAUAAUUCAGUUGCUUCUUCUUUCACGCAAAAUUUGCAUACUCCUCUGUCAACACAGUUUCAAUAUCUUUUUAGCCGGAUGCUUACUUGUAUACCCCUUCAAAGUCAACCAAAGUCAAUCAAUUAGCCAUUAACUGAUUUAUUCCUUAACCAUAAAGGUAUUUCUCCUCCCUCCACCUGGAAGGCACAUACCUUUGCUGACCGAACUGCACCCAUGCAUAAACUAAGAGCUCUGGCCUGAAUCUUAUUCUGCAGGUUCAUACACCAUACAUCCAAAAUCCAGUCUGCUGCAGAUCAUUGCCACAUAAAUUUAUCUCAAUGACUGAAAAUCUGUCCCCCAAUUCAAUCCAGCCAGGCACCUAAUGACAUUAAUAAUUUGUUUUUACAUUCCUAUGAUACCGUUUUCACAUGUUCUCUCCAUGUCAACCUACAAUCGAACUGCAUCCAAAACAAACAAAAGCCACCAGCCCUCUCUAAAGGAGUAUUAUAAAGUCUAAUAUCAAUGUUUUGUCUAACUUUCGUGUUCACCCUCCCAGUAAGAAAGUCCAUUACCCAGUUGAACAUGUUGCCUUCAAUCCCCAUUCCUCACAAUUUUAUCAUCAGAACUUUCUACAAAAUAUCAUAUGCUUUCACAACAUCACAAAAUACUGCAGCUAUCACUCAUCCUCCAGACACAACACAGGAACCAUCGUACACCUACCUUUUAUAAAGUCACUCUGGAACUGAUGGAACUAAUGGCAACUCAAGCUAACGGUGAUUAAAGCUAAUAGGUACUCAGAACUCAGUCCACUAAUAAUUAAAAAUCCACCAUUUGAAACAAAUCAAGCUCAAAACUGCUAGUUGAAGUGAAUUCUAUCUUCAGUAUUUUUACGCUUUAUUUUUUCUGCAUGAGACAUUUGUUUAUUUUAUUUCCACUGUUAUCUCAACUGCGUUGCGUUGUUAACUGUAUUCUCAGUGUAUAUUGCAGCUGAAACAAUUUUUUCAAUAAUUCAAUCAGACAACAACUCCCAAGACUUUAAUAAUGAGGGAUUACAUGAUCAGAUAUAACAUUACUUUUAUUUAGGGAAUUAGAUUGGAUUUACGUAUAGCAACAAGGAGGGGCUUUGAUUGGUAAGCGAAACAAUAUGAAUGGUGUUCAGUUGGGGAUAAAAAUAAUGUAUUCAAUGUAGUGUUUGUUCGAACGGGAGGAAAUUUUUGCAGAUGCUGGAAGGUCCUUGAUAAACAGUUCCAGAGUUAUUGUUUGGCUUGACCUCAUCUGGAGUUUUUCCUUAAACUGAGAUGUCUCUGACUGCUGACUGCUGCAGACAAGGUACUGAUUGGACACAAGUACCUCACUUUGAACUCUCCUUGGGAAGGAGAACAGGUUGCUCAUACCGUAAUGAAAAAAGCACCUAUUUUUGUUCAGUCAGACAGCAUUCAUUUUUGGUUCUUUGUAAUAAAUAAUUAAAUACAAAAAGAAAAAUCACUCCUGCAUUUCUUUUUAAUUAAGCUCUGGAUGCUGUUUAUUAAAAGAGCCUAAAUUUUCAGGUUUGAUAUCGUAAAUGUUUUUCAACCUUUUCCAGAGAGCUGUACCUAGAAACGCAAACCUGACCUACAUAUCUUAAAGAAUUCUUCAUGAUUUGAUAUUUUGCCAAAGUAAAAUGCAGUAAUGUUAUCUGUUAUGACUAAUUAUUCCACUGUUUAUAAAUGGUCUAUAGGUCUUCCAUAUUUUUUCUUUUAAAAUGAUGAUUUGGUAUCUUUUUGUGCUCUAUGUAAAAGUACGCUUUAUAAUCUGAAUGGAGUUGCUUCUAGUUUGGAAAUUUUAGACCUCAGAGUAAAUCAGACAUUCUCUUUUAUUCUGUAACAAAGUCCUGAGAAACUGCAGAGGUCUGCUGUCACAUGUAACAAGAAGUCAGGGUAGGUUGUGUGUGUGUGUUGUAGUAAAAGUAUGCCAGAGUUCACAGCUGUGUAUACUCAACAUUGUGCAAUAAUGUGUGUAUCCGUGUCCCUCACACUCUGUAACUUCAAGAUCACUGUAAACCAUGCCUGUGCAAUGGGGAGCAUGAUGAUGGCAGUGAAAUCUAUUAGUAGAUUGAAGAACCGCCAUGAGAGAGUAGAUCCCAGGUGGGCUGUCAUGUUUCUCCUCCACCGCUGUCUUAAAAUAAUGACGUUAAAAGAUGUCAACGAGCGCCUGACAGACACAGCUCCGGCUUUCGGCCAAAACCAGAACUGAUGACCUGAUUGUGGUCGUUACUUCUCCAGCAAUCUGGGGGUUUCUUUUCUGAGGGAAGAAGUGAUUCCAGACUCAACAUUGAAUUUAUCUAAGAAAUAAAAUAACGUUAGAAGGAUGGACCUGCAGGGUUCACUUCUACAAUUCAUUGUUUGAACCUGUGCAUUAAAUUACUCCAUAUUAAAUAUAUAGGGUCUUUUUAAGACAAUCCUUGAGCAAAGUGUGUACCUGUUUAUGCUACAUUCAUGGGUUUUAUCCACAUUAACAUAUUGUAUGUCUUAAUGCUUUAGCGUGGAUAUGGCUGGUACACUGAUGCAUGAAUUUUUAAGUUAAACAACAUUCACACAUGUUCUUUGUCUUUUCUGCUUGCCAGGUUUAGUUCAUGUAAUAACAUUUUUAGCAUGACUUUCUUUAUUUUACUGUUCAGUAUUUAAAGCAGGACACAUUAUUGUAAAAACUCAAAAUAAGUACAUUAAAUUGUAAAAUAAACUUUGCAGAACGUUC